Messenger RNA from Ilex paraguariensis (yerba mate), 421 nucleotides. The record is from the annotation of a GenBank genome assembly. Lineage: Eukaryota; Viridiplantae; Streptophyta; Magnoliopsida; Aquifoliales; Aquifoliaceae.
AGAAUUUCACGACCUUCGUUGUUUCCCAUUCCUCCUCUUGAGAGAAACUUCAAAUGUUGAAGUUGAGUCAAGUCUUACCAAGAAGGUAAAUGACUUGGAUGUUGAAGUCUCUACUAGUAAGGAUAAGACUGAGAGUGUUGAGGACCUCCAAGAUUCAUACAAUAAAUUAUAUGGGGAGUGUAAACAAAAGAGGAGUUUUCAUUCAUUGAACAUAAGGCUCAAAUCAAGUGAAGAUGAUAAUAAAAUACUUCAUAUGGACCUGGUGAAGUCUAAGACUCAUAUUUGUGGGCUUGAGAAGGAGACAAAGUUCCUCCAAGAGAAAGUGAGCUUUCUUGAGAGUGAGCACAAAGGGCAUUUAGAGUAUAAGAAGUGUCUUGCGUUUAAGUUUGUCAAACUAGAUAGAGAUCUUCAUGAAUCGUAA